AAGCUAGCUAUACAAUAUUUUGCUUUCAAGAAAAUUACAUCUAAUAUAACUAGGUUUUCCUUAAUGAUUUCCUAUUAGUAUUUGCCCCUUCAGCUAGCUAGGGUUUCGUUGAAUCAAAGAAACCCUAAUUAAGAAAACAUAGAUAUAUAUCAAAAAUUUCAUGAUUUUCUAGGAUUUAACUGUCUAAAUUAAUGAGCGAUAAUUCGUUGAUGCAGUUCAUUUGUAACACUGAAGAGUACGGGUGAGGAAAGGAAGAAGCAGAAAGAAAUGGAAGCAGCAGGAAAUAAAGACGAAAGUUUGCCACCAGGGUUUCGAUUUCACCCUACAGAUGAAGAACUCAUAACUUUCUAUCUGGUGAACAAGAUCUCGGAUGCUAAUUUCACUGGCAGAGCCAUAGCUGAUGUUGAUCUCAACAAGUCCGAGCCAUGGGAUCUUCCAGGGAAGGCGAAAAUGGGAGAAAAAGAGUGGUAUUUCUUUAGUCUUCGAGAUCGGAAAUAUCCAACCGGAGUAAGAACAAAUAGAGCCACAAACACCGGUUACUGGAAGACAACGGGGAAAGACAAGGAGAUCUUUAACAGUGUUAGCUCGGAGUUAGUCGGAAUGAAGAAGACGUUAGUUUUCUAUAGAGGAAGAGCUCCCAGAGGAGAAAAAACCAACUGGGUGAUGCAUGAAUAUCGAGUCCAUUCUAAAUCUGCCUUUCGAACUACUAAGGAUGAGUGGGUGAUUUGCCGUGUGUUUCAGAAAAGUGCCGGGGCCAAAAAGUACCCAUCAACCCAAUCAAGAGCCGUUAAUCCCUAUAGCCUUGAAAUGAUGCAGCCAGCAGAGAACUAUCAGUUCCCAGUGGGAAGAAAUUUAAACUCAUACAUGGCUCAAGCAGAAGUUUCAGAGCUCAGCAGGGUUUUCAGAGCAGGAGGAUCGAGUAGUAGUGGUGGUGCUGUAAAUCUACCAUUUCAAUCUCAGAUGAUGAACUACCAUCCGCUUGCAGGAGCAUCUAAUUGCUUUACCAUAUCGGGGUUGAACUUGAACCUCGGAGGGGCUUCUCCACAGCCCAUUUUCAGGCCAAUGCAUACCUCUCCUCCGCCGCCGCCGCCGCUCAUCAAUCAACAAGAUGUGACAUCUUCCAUAAUGAGUCAUGCUCAAACUUUUCCAGCUGAGGCUACAGUCUAUGGUGCAGAAUUGAACCAAGUAAACGGCUCUAGCAGCAGAUUUAUGGGCGUCGAACAUUGCAUGGAUUUAGAUAACUACUGGCCUUCUUACUGAGCAAGUGGGGAUUCAGUUAUGAUUAUGCCUCGUUACUUCUUUUAUUUAUGCGUUGUAAUGUAUUAGGGUUUUCAGUGGGUAAAAUACCCAGCUGUUUGACGUAUCAUUUUAUGUAAUGGGGAUACAUAUUUUUAUAGUUUCUUUCCUUUUGGUUGUAA
Molecule: messenger RNA, 1418 nt
Organism: Mercurialis annua (annual mercury)
Lineage: Eukaryota; Viridiplantae; Streptophyta; Magnoliopsida; Malpighiales; Euphorbiaceae
Product: NAC domain-containing protein 92
Exons: 3
Coding region: 268-1260 (330 amino acids)
Biological process (GO): regulation of DNA-templated transcription
Molecular function (GO): DNA binding
Source: RefSeq, a predicted model, not a curated record